AUGAUCGAUGGGAAUCGCCGAUCAGAAGCCGGGCCACGCCCCGGAACAAGGGACGGGCGAGCCUCUACAAGGGGUGGCACCGCCGAACGCCGUGGCCACGAGACAUCCAUUCGCCAGGCCACCGGCAGAAGCAAGAAGCGACAUCCUUCGCAACAUGCACCAGAGGUCCUCAACCUGGACAGCAGCUCCAGCCCGGAGGUUCAGACGCAGACUCAGCAAGCCCAACCGCUACAACUGCUUCUGAUGGAAGACUCCCGACAGAACCGGGCUCCUUUCGGCGUGCUGGCACCCGAGUGCCUUAGCCCCUGUAUGGACGCCGACGAAAGUGCCGAGCUGCUUGAGUGA
Symbiodinium sp. CCMP2456 is the source of this 345-nucleotide messenger RNA. The record is from the annotation of a GenBank genome assembly. Lineage: Eukaryota; Dinophyceae; Suessiales; Symbiodiniaceae.